This is a messenger RNA of Varroa destructor (honeybee mite), 542 nucleotides long. RefSeq lists its product as uncharacterized. The record is from RefSeq and is a predicted model, not a curated record. NCBI's taxonomy places the organism in Eukaryota, Metazoa, Arthropoda, Arachnida, Mesostigmata, Varroidae.
CAACACGUAAACGGGCAAUCAGUAUAAAUGGUGAAAAAGUGUCUGUUCCGAACAGUACGCUCUAGCAACUGCAACAAGCUGAAGUAAUCAUGUUCGCUCUUUUCGCCAUUGCCGCUCUGGCCGCCACGGCCCAAGCUGGUAUCUCGGGAUACGGCCUCGGAUAUGGUGCUGGCCUCGGAUACGGUGCUGGUCUCGGAUAUGGCGGUCUUGCCCAUGGUGGCAUCGUAGCUGCCGCUCCUGCUAUUUUGGCUGCCCCUGCCAUUACUAAGGUCGCUGCCGCCGCCCCGGUCGUUGCCACCUCGGCUAUUACUACCCGCGCUGAUUCGUACACUCCCCUUAUCGGUAAGACCUUUGCCCCUAUCGGACUUGCUAAAAUCGCCGCUGCCCCAGUUCUCGCUGCCGCCCCAUAUGCCGCCUACGGACACGCUCGACUCGGUCUCGGCCUUGGUCUCGGUGGACUUUAUGGAGCUCACGGAUGGUGAGCAGGGGAAGAUGAGGUUCAUUGUAUCGUUUUAAAUAAAUUAGUCGGUGUAUAACUUGAA